AUGGCGGAUCACUCUUGUGUCAAGUCCACCGCCAUGAUUUCUCCAGAUGAAGCUCUAAAAAUUGUGCUGGAAGUCGCUCAACGCCUCCCCCCCAUUUCCGUCUCUCUUCACUGUGCUCUUGGGAAGGUCUUGGCUCGAGACAUUCGCGCUUCUGACCCUUUGCCCCCUUAUCCAGCCUCCAUUAAGGAUGGUUAUGCAGUGGUUGCUUCAGAUGGACCCGGGGAGUAUCCAGUGAUUACAGAAUCUAGAGCUGGGAAUGAUGGAGUUGGCGUGGUAGUUACUCCAGGAACCGUUGCCUACAUAACCACUGGAGGACCAAUACCUGAUGGUGCUGAUGCGGUAGUUCAAGUUGAGGACACUGAAAAAAUUGAAUCCAAGCGUGUUAAAAUAAAAGUGAAAGCCAGGAAGGGUGCUGAUAUCCGCCCAGUGGGAUGCGAUAUCGAGAAGGAUGCUCUUGUAUUAAAAGCUGGCGAUAAAAUAGGUGCUUCAGAAAUUGGCCUGCUUGCUACUGUGGGUGUUAUGACAGUGAAGGUAUAUCCUACUCCAGUAGUUGCUGUUCUUUCUACAGGGGAUGAACUUGUAGAGCCACAGACUGAACGUCUGGGUCGUGGGCAGAUUAGGGAUUCAAACCGUGCUAUGUUACUUGCUGCUGCUGUUCAACACCAAUGCAAAGUUAUCGACUUUGGUAUUGCUAGAGAUGAUGAAAGCGAGCUUGAGAAAGUCUUGGAAAAUGUCUUUUCUGCUGGAGUCAACAUCCUUCUAACUUCUGGUGGUGUUUCAAUGGGAGAUAGGGAUUAUGUCAAGCCAUUACUUGCUAAGAAAGGGGUUGUAUAUUUUAAUGCGGUCUUCAUGAGGCCGGGGAAACCUGUGACUUUUGCAGAUAUCAAACCAGAUACCGCAGAAAAGAAGGAAUUGAAUCAGAUCCUUGCAUUUGGGUUACCUGGAAAUCCUGUGAGCUCUUUAGUUUGUUUCCAACUAUUUGUAGUCCCUGCCAUCCGCCAACUUGGUGGAUGGGAAAACCCUCAUCUUCUUAGAGUGCAAGUACGUCUUCCAGAGCCAAUAAAGUCAGAUCCUAUUCGACCACUUUUUCAUUGCGCAAUUGUCAAGUGGAAAGAUAAUGAUGGGUCAGGAACUCCUGGUUUCUCUGCGGAAAGUACUGGUCAACAGGUGAGCAGCAGACUUUUGAAUUUGAAAUCUGCCAAUGCUUUGUUGGAAUUGCCACCAACAGGAAAUUCCAUACCUGCUGGAACUUCUGUAUCGGCUAUUGUUAUUUCCGAUAUAAGCAAUAUUGCUGGCUGUGCCAACUCCUUUUCAUCUAAUUCAGUAGUCUCUCUGAAAAGUAAUAUAUCCAAAGAAAUUAGCACCAGUCAGGUUCAAGAUAGUGGGUCUAAAGUAGCUAUUCUUACUGUGAGCGAUACUGUUGCAUCUGGGGCUGGUCCUGAUCGAAGUGGACCAAGGGCUGUUUCUAUUGUCCAAGCCUCAUCAGAAAAAUUAGGAGGGGUCAGUAUUGUUGCAACAGCCGUUGUCUCAGACGAUGUCAGUAAAAUUCAGGAUGUUCUUGUGAAAUGGUGUGACAUUGACAAAGUCGAUCUUAUUCUCACACUUGGUGGAACUGGAUUUUCCCCAAGAGAUGUGACGCCUGAAGCAACCAAACCAUUAUUGCAUAAGGAGACCCCUGGUCUACUAUAUGUUAUGAUGCAAGAGAGCCUUAAGGUAACGCCAUUUGCUGUGCUUUCACGUUCUGCAGCUGGGAUUAGAGGAUCAACCCUGAUUAUCAACAUGCCCGGAAAUCCUAAUGCUGCAGCGGAGUGCAUGGACGCCUUAUUGCCGAGCCUUAAACAUGCAUUGAAGCAAAUGAAAGGAGACAAGAGAGAAAAACAUCCUCGUCAUGUUCCUCAUGCUGAAGCAACACCAAUAAAUAUUUGGGAGCAGAGUUAUAAGCUGGCUUCUGAAGGUGUAAGUGAAACUGGGUGCUCUUGUUCUCAUUAAAUAAAAUACAACGUUCUGCAAUAAUAAUCACUGAAACUUGCAACUUUUUGUCCAAUAAUCUAUCAUUUCUUUUCAACUUUUCAAUAUGAACAUGAUCCUUUCGAAUGUUUUAUAGAGUCAUCUCAGCCUUCUGAUGUUUGGAUGCUUAGGAGAGCCUUCUGUUUCAGCUAAUGUAUGUAACCUAUGUUGCUGAGUAUACAGUCUAUAAACAGACAAGGCCAUGUCUAUAAUCUGAUGAUGUACGUUAAAUUA
This is a messenger RNA of Benincasa hispida (wax gourd), 2241 nucleotides long. It is a transcript of the gene B73, whose product is annotated as molybdopterin biosynthesis CNX1 protein / molybdenum cofactor biosynthesis enzyme CNX1 (CNX1). Gene Ontology annotation, biological process: Mo-molybdopterin cofactor biosynthetic process. Gene Ontology annotation, molecular function: molybdopterin molybdotransferase activity. The record is from RefSeq and is a predicted model, not a curated record. Lineage: Eukaryota; Viridiplantae; Streptophyta; Magnoliopsida; Cucurbitales; Cucurbitaceae. Gene Ontology annotation, cellular component: cytoplasm; cytosol.